Messenger RNA from Colletotrichum scovillei, 529 nucleotides. Its product is annotated as cupin domain-containing protein. The coding region runs from base 36 to 425 and encodes 129 amino acids. Lineage: Eukaryota; Fungi; Ascomycota; Sordariomycetes; Glomerellales; Glomerellaceae. The transcript has a single exon. The record is from RefSeq and is a predicted model, not a curated record.
CUAAAUCAACAGAUUCCCACCAAACAACCUCCAACAUGCCAGAGUCCAAGGUCAUCCCGGCCUCAGCCACGCCAGUAGCAAAGCCAACGGCUACUUUCACCGGCGAUGUCUACAUGGAACUCAUCAACCGCGACGAAAGCGCCGUCAUCGCAAACGUUACCUUCACCCCAUGCGCUCGGACGCAUUGGCACACCCACGUCGGAGGACAGAUGAUUAGAGUGCUGGCCGGUAGCGGAUGGGUCUGCGACAAGGGCGGCGAGGCGAAGCGAAUCAACGCUGGAGACACUGUUUGGGCUCCUCCGGGCACGACUCACUGGCACGGCGCCGAUGAUGGAAGCAUUAUGACGCACUUUGUUGUUGGCAUUGGAGAAACGAAGUGGCAUGAGGCUGUCACCGAUGAGGAUUACAAGAAGCGGUCCGAAUGAGUUCAGCAUCAUUGUGUUUUGGAAGCCUUCAUCUUGAGAGCUCUCUAGAGAGUUUCUGACACCUGGAUAUCUAGGGCGAUGCUUUCAUCUGAAAUACACAGAUA